Arabidopsis lyrata subsp. lyrata is the source of this 1229-nucleotide messenger RNA. RefSeq lists its product as uncharacterized. Bases 173 to 1102 code for a protein of 309 amino acids. The record is from RefSeq and is a predicted model, not a curated record. Lineage: Eukaryota; Viridiplantae; Streptophyta; Magnoliopsida; Brassicales; Brassicaceae. The transcript is spliced from 3 exons.
AGGUUGUAUCGCAGAGUCUUACCUUGCAGAAGAAUGUGUGCAGUUUUGUAGUGAUUUUCUGAAAAAGUCAACUAGUGUAGAAGAAAAACUGGAUAGAAAUACAGAGUAUGAGAAUAUCUCUAUUCUAGAAGGUCGGCCUAUAUCCGCAGGCACUUCAUUUACUCUCACUGAAAUGGAGAAAAAUAUAGCACAUCUUGCUGUCAUUCAGAAUAUUGCUGCCUUGGAUCCUUAUGUGGACAUGCACCUGCAAUAUCUACAAGACUCAUAUCCAAGAUGUAGACGUGAAGCAUCACUGUUGUGGACUAUGCAUGCUCAGAAAUUUGCUACUUGGUUAAAAGAGCAGAUACCAAUAGUUUCAAAUGGACAUGAAGAUACUCUUAAGUGGUUGGCUUAUGGUCCUCGGUGUAGUGCUAGGUCUUAUACAGGGUAUAUAGUUAAUGGUCAACGGUUUCACACAAGCUCACUUCAAAGAAAAAGUCAGAAUAGUGGGGUUUAUUAUGAGGCUACUGCUAUGUGUAGAUCUAGUGCUAAAGAUACUUCACAAGUGUUUGAUUUGGUAUCAUACUAUGGGAGAGUCACUGAUAUCAUACUACUUGAUUACAAUGUGUUUUAUGUACCUCUAUUCCGAUGUCAAUGGGCAGUAAGAGGUAAUGGAGUUAAGGUCGAAGAUGGUUUCACGCUUGUUAACUUGAAUCAAAGUCAAGUCAGCUUCUUGAGGGAUCCAUACAUAUUAGCCUCUCAGGCAAAACAAGUGUUUUAUUCAAGAGAAGAUGAUUCAUCAAGUUGGUAUGUUGUCAUGAAAGGUUCUUCAAGAAGAUACAGUAAGGAAGAUGUUGAAGACGGAAAUGCAGAUAUUGGACCAUUGCCAUCAGAUGUUGACAUGGAUCUUGAGAUGGAUGAAGCUGAAAAUGCUAGAACUGAUUGUGAAGGCAUAUAUGUGUCAAAUGUAGCUUCUUGUUCAUUUUCAGCUUGUCUUGUUUAUACUCUGUCUGGUGUCUGCCUAGUCUUUAUUAUACAUCACUGUCAUUUAGAUUUUCUGUUAAAUGUAUUUUAUCAGCAUCAACAUGUUCUAAUUUAUUGUUCUUACAUGCAGUUGAACUGAUAUGGGGCGUCCAAAGAAGAAGGGUGGACAAAAAAAGAAAAGUAAGGCUGCAAAAGACACUGAUGAACCAGAAUUUAUAUGUACUGUGGAACCACAGACUGAGGCAGCUGAAGUACAAGGAGAACAA